Molecule: messenger RNA, 804 nt
Organism: Panicum virgatum (switchgrass)
Lineage: Eukaryota; Viridiplantae; Streptophyta; Magnoliopsida; Poales; Poaceae
Exons: 1
Coding region: 173-541 (122 amino acids)
Source: RefSeq, a predicted model, not a curated record
AUCGAAACCCAUUUGGUUACAUUACUUUUCCGUUCAUCUCAGAGCAGCCGGCUGCUAAAAGAGGGGAGGGAUCGGAAGAAGCAAGGAGCUUAGUAGCUUACUAGUAGCUCAGGGCCUCAGGCCCGCAAGGCAGCAGGCAGUUCAUCAAGCCUUCAAGCUAGCAGGUAGUUUCAUGGGGAACUGCACGGCGUCGCAGCGUGCGGCGGAGUCGUGGGCUGACGACGGCGAGUGCUGGGAGGAGGAGGCGUCCUCGGAGGAGGGCGACCACCACCACGGCCAUCACGACCACCACGAGAGGCGGGAGGAGCACGGCUCGGAGGUGACCAUCAGGAUCACCAAGAGGCAGCUGCACGAGCUGAUGGAAAAGAGGGGCAGCGGCCAUGGCCAUGGCUUGCAGCUGCCGGGGUUGGGCAGCCGUCGGUCGACGGAGCAGCUGCUGGCGGACAUCAUGAACUCCGGGGAGGUGCAUCACAACCACAGGGAGGAGCACUGGCACUGGAAGCCCGCGCUGCAGAGCAUCCCCGAGGCCGUGGAGUCAUGACACCGGAGAAUUCGAUCGAUCUCGAUCGGUCGUGACUUGGUGGUUCAGAAAUUCUUUUGGCGCCACUUCUCCAAUCUCCUCCAAGUCGUCUUCGUUCUUAUCGUUGGUUUCACCUUGUUCGAUCGGUGUCAAACUGUAGUCACUAAUCCGUGUAGAUAUAGGUUUUCUUUCCCUGCACAUUAAUGCAGGGAAAUUGUGAAUUCAAUUUCAGGCAGCUGUAGGAAAAGAAUCUGUGAAAAGGCCAAUUCCUCAAGUUCCGUUCA